This is a messenger RNA of Haliotis rubra (blacklip abalone), 1429 nucleotides long. RefSeq lists its product as uncharacterized. Gene Ontology annotation, molecular function: ubiquitin binding. NCBI's taxonomy places the organism in Eukaryota, Metazoa, Mollusca, Gastropoda, Lepetellida, Haliotidae. The coding region runs from base 10 to 1047 and encodes 345 amino acids. The record is from RefSeq and is a predicted model, not a curated record. The transcript is spliced from 4 exons.
AAACUCAAUAUGACUGACGGGGUCGGGAAACGAAAGCGGUUAAGCUUGAAAAACAAGAAACCAACUCUCCAAAGUGCUAAAAUUCCGGACAACGACAGUAAUGGGAAUGUGUGUAAGAAAAGAAAGAUUGCCAGUGCCAUUACUUCCAGUAACCUGAAGAACAUCCCAGAAGAAAAUGUACAACUGGAAAUCAUUUGUCUCUCAGACGUGGAAACCGGCAAUUGUAAACAAGUCAAAUUAAGAAGCAAUGCUACUGCGGCCCGCUCAAUUCUGGACAUUCCUGAUGAACAGUUAAGAGAACUGAGAAGACAGUUACUUGCACUCAGAGGGCGGGAAUCAUACACAGCGUACAUACGACAGUUGCCAGAACUUGAACUGCCGGAAACAGAGAAAAUCAGUGGGUCAAGGGAAUCAACUGCUGUUGCUUCUUUGGCUUCCAGUGAUCAAGAGUACUCUCCCCUGCCUCAGAUGUGUUUAGCCUGCGCUCACAGGAAACCAAUUAAUCACGACUUCGACUCGGUGAUGAACACAAUACUAAAUUCAUCACACAAUGAUAACAGUUCAUCACACAAUGAUAACAGUUCAUCACACAAUGAUAACAGUUCAUCACACAAUGAUAACAGUUCAUCAGACGGCAAUUCUCCCAAGAUCUUGAAAAGAACUGAAAGCUGUCCACCAAAGCAAAGUACUUCGUCGUCAGAUUGUGAUCGAACUGGUGAAGCUGUUGUCACUUCAAAAUCUCCAGUCUUAGAUUUUGACAUCAUGUCAGAUUUUGAAGAAGAUAUUCUUAUGUCGGAUAUUGAAGAAAGGGAUAAAAUGAAAAAGUGUGGAAAAGGCAAACAAGAUGUGACAAAAACAAAUGAAGUAUUGAAACAUGGGCCAAGUUCAUCAGUGGAUGUUGACACGUCUGCACCUAUUUGUGAAGUAAAUUUACUAUCAGCUUGUCCGCUGUGUAGUAUGGAGUUUGAAAAAGGGACAUCCCAACUGGACAUCGAUGGCCACAUCGCUGCCUGCCUCUCAGCUGCUGGAGAUGAUGCCACAUGGUGACCUGGUCACUGAGUCUUCAAUUGUGAAAAUCCCAGUUAGAUUUCGACUGCAGGACCCCAUGCUUGUUGAAAGAUGGGACUGAAGGAACCGGGUGUUCAGGUUUAUUGACAAAUAUGUCGGCAGAGAGACUUCCCGUUGUCCUACAGAACGUGACAUGGUGAUAUGGUCACAGGGCCUUCUACUCAUGAAGAUACCUGUAUGUUAAUGAUGUAUAUCAGUGCUCAUUAGGAGCGAUAGGGUAGCCAAGUGCUUAAAGCGUUGAUUUGUCACGCCAAAGACCUGAGUUCGAUUCCCCACUUGGGCACAAUGUGUGAAGCCCAUUUCUGGUGUCCCAAACCGUGAUAUUGCUGAAACAUUGCUAAAAGCGGUGUAAAACCAUUCU